Molecule: messenger RNA, 2334 nt
Organism: Trichomonas vaginalis G3
Lineage: Eukaryota; Parabasalia; Trichomonadida; Trichomonadidae
Product: regulation of transcription by RNA polymerase III
Exons: 1
Coding region: 1-2334 (777 amino acids)
Biological process (GO): transcription by RNA polymerase III
Cellular component (GO): transcription factor TFIIIC complex
Molecular function (GO): protein binding
Source: RefSeq, a predicted model, not a curated record
AUGACUGAUAAAGUCUCAGCCCUUGAAGAAGAGCUUGAGAGUUUAGCAGGACUUGAUGAAAUUCCCGAAGAAGCUUUAACACAAGCUAUUGAUCAUACAUCUGAAUUUUUCAACGAAUAUGUUACACCAAGACUUGAAUUACAAACGUUAAGUCAAAUUCAUGAUGAUGUCGAGAACGAACAAUAUGAAAACAAAAAUAAAAAGCGACGAGCUCUUGGUGAAAAGAUGCCGCCAGAAAUCGCGGGCGUUAUGGCGCACGCAUAUCAAGAAUUUUACGCCGGAAAUAAUGCGAAUGCAAUUCAUUAUGCCAACGAUGCAAGAAGGACUCUUCCUAAUGCUCCUGAGCCAUAUGAAAUCCUUGCAGAAAUCGCAAAAUCAGAAGAUGAUUUUGAAAACGCAUUAACAUUUACUAAAAAGGCAGCAGAACGAGCACGAGAUGCCAUGGAAGUUUGGCAGGAUUGCUAUUCCCUUGCAAUGAGGCUCAAUCGUCCAGAAGAAGCUGCAAGUUAUCUCAGAGAAGCAGCAAAAUCAAGUCCAGAUCAAAUAGACUGCUUAGUACAGUUACUCAAUCUCCUUAAGACAGAUGUAGAUGAUAAACGACUUACGAAUUUCUGUCUUAAUGAAUUAACGAAAAGGAGGCCUACAGAGCCAUCAUUUGCUCGCGAAUAUGCUUUAUUCUUACAUGAGAGUGGUAAAUUCGUAGAUUCUCUUGAAGUUCUUAAAACAAAUUUCCAAGCAAUGGUUGAUGCAGGAUUACAACCAGAUUUAGGCAACGCAAACUUACUUGGCGAAAAUUACUUGGAUUUAGGUAAAUAUGAAGACGUUAUCAUGCUUGAUAACUCGAUUAUUGAUCCUCCAGAAGAUUUUCAUACAAAUGCUGCAAUUGCAUACAUCCGAACCAAGCGUUAUCGUGAAGCUGAAGAAAAACUCAAAGAUUUCUUUACUCUCGACGUAAUAACUCAUAUUGAAGCUUACGAAGCCAUCGGACAAGCCUACGUUGAUAACAAAUAUUACAUUGAAGCAGCAAACUGGUACAAGCAUAUGCAUGCGAACGGAGUUGAAAAAAGAUUCGAAAUUGCUACAUGUCUUACAGAUGGUGGCAAAUUCGACGAAGCCAUUGAUAUUUUACAGCAAUUGGUAAUUGACCAGCCAUCUCAUACCCCUGCCGUUGGUCAAUUAUUCUUUUUAAUGAAAUCCAGAAUGGGAGAUAAAGCAGCCAUUGAUUGGAUGCGCGAAAAUGCCCCUACAGCGGCCCAAACAGAUGAUAUUGUGCUCCACGAAGCAGAUGUAGCUUAUUCACAUGGAGAUUAUCAACAAUUUAUAGAUAUCGGCUGCAUUCUUGUUUGCAGAGUACUUUAUGACAUAUAUUCCAUGAAAUACUUAGAGUUAGAAUCCAAACAGAUCGAGAAACUCCUUGGAAUCACAGUUCCAGAAAAAAUGCCAAAUUAUAUGAAAAAAGUUUUAAUGCACAAGAGGUUUUCAGAGGCAGGAGUCAUUCCUUUGGACGACCAAACACAGUUCUUCAAUCUCGCCCAAACAAUGCUCACAAUUGCCUACGAAAACGAUUUUAUUGAACAAGCAUUAGUUUUAGGAGCUUUAUUAGUUAUCUGUCGCGAGAAACUCGAGAAAUCGAUGGAAUACCACAUCCUUUUCUUGUUCUCUUUAGCAGCAUUCAAGGCUGACCAUGGCGAUCAAGCAUGUUCAGUCAUGAGAGCUGUUUUAUUGGAGACAAAAGACACAUCCGUUUGGGAGUUCUUUAAUCUGUUCAUACAAAAGACUCCUGACCAAGAAAGCUAUGCACACAAGUUCCUUUUGAGGGCAUCCCAUAAAUUGCCUGAUAAUGUUCCUCUCCAGAUAUUACUUGGUAACCAUUCCCAGUCAACUGUUUGGUUCGACCACGCCAUCACUCAAUAUUUGAAUGUUUUGAGAACUGAUCCUGAUGAACCGAUUGUUUCUCUACUUCUAGCAAGUGCUUAUCUAUCUAAAGCGUAUGUUAGAACACAGAAGGCAACAAGGAAGAGUGUCCUCUGUGCAUUCGCGUGCAUGAGGAAGUACAUCGAAGUGAGAAACAUAGAUUUCCCUGUAGAAUGCGACUACAACAUGGCCAGAUUUUACCAGGCAAUAAAAAUGAUGCCACAAGCGGAGAUGUUUUAUAGAAAGGUGUUGGAGAGUGAACCUGACUACUCUCAGAUUGCUGGCGAAGACAUGGAAAUGGACCACAACAUGAGAUAUUCGUUGCAAAGAGAUGCGGCUUAUAAUUUGAGUUUGAUUUACAAAGAAACUAAUCCAAAUGAAGCAAGAAGAAUAAUGAAAAAGUAUUUAACUGUUCAGUAA